Phytophthora megakarya is the source of this 912-nucleotide messenger RNA. Lineage: Eukaryota; Oomycota; Peronosporomycetes; Peronosporales; Peronosporaceae. The record is from the annotation of a GenBank genome assembly.
AUGGCAUAUCGGCCACAGGCCAGCGGGACCGUAGAAAGAAUGGUACAAACGGCGACCAGGGCGCUCAAGAUGUAUGUUCGCGAUCUGGAUCAGAAGGAUUGGGACGAGUAUGCUGAGCGACUAACCUUCGCGAUCAACACAGCUCAUGAUCGGAUCCGAGGAGAUACCCCUCACUUUUUGGUGCAUGGGUGGGAUCCGAGAUCGACAUUGGAGGCUACACUGCCGGUCGUGCCGGUGGGAUGUACGAGACGGCGCGAUCGAGACGCGCGGCGGUGGCGAUAUCGGGUCCAGCGAUAUUAUCAGCAAUCCCGAGAACAAGUCAAUGCCAGAUUGAAAGAAGCCAUUGCAGAUCGGGCCGACCGACACAACGAAGACGUCGGAUCACACCAGAUCGAGGACGGAUCCCGCAUCUGGUUACAUCUAGAUCGGGUGAAGGAAGGAUACGCGCGGAAAUUGGCGCACCUUUGGCAUGGGCCAUUCCGAGUCGCCGAAAAAAUCAACGAAUUCAGCGUCAAGCUCGAGAUCACAGGCACCGGGUACCAGAUCUUCCCAGUCGUUCACGUGUCGAGGCUGAAAUUGGUCAAGGAUUUUCCCGAUCGGCCGCGAGUAGAACUUACAGUAGAUGAGGCGGAUCGGCUCGAUUUCGAUGAGAUCCUGCUUCCGGAGGACAGUUGGGUCCCGGAUCUCGGGGCCGAUGAGUACGAAGUCGAGCGGAUCUCUGAUGUGCGGAGUGGGAACAAGACGCGAUAUGGUCGGAUCUACCGAGAAUUCCUCGUUCAUUGGGCAGGAUUUGAUGAGCCAACCUGGGUCGACGAAGCCAAUCUCAACUGCGGGGCAACAUUGAACGGCUUCCUGCGGGAACGGGCUAAUCGGAACCGCUUCAAUGUGAUACAAUCACAUGAGGAGAUGUAA